AUUACUUUUUUGUAAGUUUUUUCAAUUCUGUAAUUUAGAAACAAUAAAGUGAUCGCACACGGAGGUUGACCGAAGCACGUCGGCAAAUGAGUUAAUGUAAAGAUGGACAGUCCUGGGUUAGGAUACUCGUAUCAUCUUCCAUCUGCAGGCUGGAAUCUCAGAGUUCGAAAUGUUCUUUCCCAGUUCAGUGAUCUUUUCAGCGAAUUUAACAAGUAUAUUGCACCAGCUUAUCAUCAUGAUCGAUGCGAAAGAUCGGUUCAAAUGCGAUUAUAUUCAAUGCAUAAGAGAGAGUUUGUUAUGGUAUUUGUUGCCUUCUUUGCCUGUUUUAUAUUAGAGGUGUUUAUUGGACUCGCAGGGCCUCCCAUCACAUUGACAAGUGAACAGAAUGCUCACUUAAAUGGCAGUGAAGUGGCCACCGGUCCUUUCAUCAUGAAAACUCCUUUGCUGUCCACAUACAGUCAACAAUUAUGGGUGAUCGCAAAGUUACUAACAUCUAACAACGAUGACGAACGAUAUGAUAAAAGUUUUCAAAUCAGUAUCUCGAUAGACGGCCUGACGGAGGAUCGUAAACUUAUGCCUGUGCUUUCUUCGGAAACUGGACAGAAUAGAACCAGACGUUUAAAAUGCGAAAGGCAAACGUGCGACGAGCUGGUGGUUGCCCAUCUUGGAUUCCUUGACUAUACUUAUUAUAUAAUUACCGUUCGUUUCUACGGGCUUGAGAAUUUCCAUCGACGUUAUAACAUACGCGAGCUCACGUUCUACUUCAAGAACUACAACCCAAAGUUUACAGAGUUUGAAAUAUGGUUUCGUCUAAUGUUUUUGCUAACAGCGUUCGGGAUUAUGUGUUGGUUUGGGCAUUCACUCCGAAAGUACCCAUUACAUGACUGGUCGAUAGAACAGAAAUGGAUUUCCAUACUCCUUCCACUACUAAUUUUAUACAAUAAUCCGUUAUUUCCUAUGACGUUUUUGGUGAAUUCUUGGGUGCCUGGCAUGCUGGAUGCAAUUCUGCAAACAACAUUCCUUUGUGCAGUUCUGAUGUUCUGGUUGUGUGUUUACCAUGGUUUGAGACAGAACGAGAGACGUCUUAUCACGUUUUAUUUACCCAAAGUUUUGGUGGUUGGUUUACUAUGGUGUUCGGCUUUGAUUCUGGCAACGUGGCUGCGCUGCACCGAAUUGGAAGAUCCCACGUAUAAUUACGUUCUCGAUACGUCGAAUUAUUUCGGUUUCAAAGUGUUCUUCUUCACAAUAGGAGGCUUUUACAUCGCGUACCUGCUGCUCCUGAUAUUAAGAGCGUACAGCGAAUUACGCUCUAUGCCAUACUUUGAUCUUCGUUUGCGUUUUCUGACAUUGCUCGCUGGAGUUGUUUUUUCGCUUUGCGGAUGUGUGACGGCGCAACAGUUUGGCGCUGGUAUUUUUGAAGACAGUUUUGCUUCACGACUCACCACUUACUACCGGUCUUCUGCUCAGUUUAUGGCUUUAUACGGUCUCUUGAAUUUUUAUUUAUACACAAUGGCUUACGUAUACGCACCCGCUCAUCAACAAGUCUACGGCCAACAUUCCUCCAUAACGAAAGAUAAUCCAGCUUUUUCUAUGAUUAACGAUUCUGACGAAGACGUUAUUUAUGGGUCGGACGAAGAAGUUGUCUAUGGAUCGGAUGAGGAUAGUCGGCGGCCUUUAACUCGGCCGCCUCGAAUUUCCACAAACAAUAACAAUUAAACAAAAUUCGAUCAGUUUUAAUUUUAUUUCAAUUUCGUUAAAUAAUAUGGUCCAAUGAAGGAGAAAACCAACAAUCAAGAAUUGAUUUUAUAAAAAAAGAGAUACAUGGCUAAGACAUUUUUUCAAAACGUACAAAAUUUUCCUUACCGUUUGCGUGCAUCUGUCCAGAUAUAUGUAGAUGUGGGGACAAUGAUUUCAUAAGCUGAGUGACGUCUAUACAUCGUAUUGUAUAGUAGGUACAGACACAGAAUGUUUGUGUGCUGCCGUGAAAGCGAUACUACCUAAUAUGUAUAAGGGGUACUUGUAUUUAUAACUUGUUCACUUAAUUUGAAGUGGACCCGCAAAUCUAUAAUACUUAUAAUACUUAUAAUGCUUUAAAUCUAAGGACUAUCCCUAUAAUAUAAUACAACAAUACAAUGUUAUAUAAUAUGAUUAUGGAAAGAUUAUACAUAAAACUUUGUAGCUUUUCGAAUAUACUGUAGAAAAAAAAUUUUAUCUUUCGAGUAUAUCAUAGAUUGCGCAUAAUAAAAUAUGUUCAAAGUUCAAA
Megalopta genalis is the source of this 2263-nucleotide messenger RNA. Its product is annotated as transmembrane protein 181. The record is from RefSeq and is a predicted model, not a curated record. Gene Ontology annotation, molecular function: toxic substance binding. Lineage: Eukaryota; Metazoa; Arthropoda; Insecta; Hymenoptera; Halictidae.